CACUUAUCCCACACAAAAGUAGAUAGGAAUUAGGAUAACGUAACAGGUGAUGUACAAAAUGCGUCUUCAUUUUAUUCAUAACAUUUAUACCAUCUGUCCCACCUUUCUCCAUGGCUUCUUUCCCUUCAUUUGCUAGCACCGGCACUCUCAAGCUCGAACCAGACUCCACAAAGCACUCCACCGUUUCUCUUUUAACACGUAAGAGUCCAAGUCUAUCUUAUCCCAAGAGUCAAACAUCUACCCCAUCAGAGUCUCUGAACUUCCAAGAAUCACUAUCAGUCAUAACAGAUGGUUCAAAGAUUGAAACAUCUUGUUAUGUCCCUCUUUUGCAAGAAUGCAUUGAGAGGACUUCGUUUUCGGGGGCUCAAAAAUUUCAUUCUCAUAUCAUCAAGACUGGAACUCAUCAAGAUGUGUUUGUAAUGACAUUCCUUGUCAAUGUUUAUGCCAAAUGUGGAUCCAUGGAAAAUGCUCAAAAAGUUUUUAACAAGUUACCUAGAAGAAAUGUUGUUGCUUGGACAACUUUGAUGACAGGCUAUGUUCAUAAUGAUCAAUCAGAUGUUGCCAUUUCUGUUUUCCAAGAGAUGCUCGAAUUCGGGUCUUUUCCGACGAAUUAUACUCUGGGAAUUGCUUUAAAUGCAUGUUCUGCAAUAAACUCUGUUGAAUUAGGGAAACAAAUCCAUGGAUACAGUAUUAAAUACCAUAUUGAUCACGACACAAGUGUUGGGAACUCACUUUGUAGCUUAUACUCCAAAUGUGCAAACUUGGAUUCUGCUAUUAAGGCUUUUCUAAAGAUUGGUGAAAAGAAUGUAGUUUCAUGGACUGCUGUUAUUUGUGCUUGUGGAGAUAAUAGUAAAGCUCUAAAGGGAUUGAGAUUCUUCACUGAGAUGCUUGCUGAUAAUGUUGAACCUAAUGAAUUCACUUUGACAAGUGUUUUGAGUAUGUGUUGUACAAUGCUAUCUUUGAGCUUUGGGGUACAAGUUCAUUGUUUAAGCAUUAAACUAGGAUAUGAACCAAACCUCAGAAUAAGGAACUCUAUCAUGUAUUUGUAUCUCAGAUGUGGGCGGUUCGGUGAAGCACUACGGCUGUUCAAUGGUAUGGAAGACAUGAGUUUGGUUACGAUGAAUUCGAUAAUUGCUGGCUAUGGUGAAAUGAUGGAACUAGCAAAGGAUGAUCUUUCAGCUUACUGUAAUGGAACUGAGGCUCUCAACGUUUUCUCGAAAUUGAAUAACUCCGGAUUCAAACCGGAUAUAUAUUCCUUCUCGAGUAUUUUAACUGUUUGUAGUAAGAUGUUCGCUUUAGAACAAGGGGAGCAGGUUCAUGCUCAGACACUUAAAACUGGGCAUCUGUCUGAUAUGAUAGUGGGAACUGCAUUGGUUAAUAUGUAUAACAAAUGUGGAAGCAUUGAGAGAGCAAGCAAAGCUUUUCGGGAGAUGUCUGCUAGAACAUUGAUAUCAUGGACUUCAAUGAUUGCUGCUUUUGCACAAAAUGGGCAAACUCAACAAGCACUGCAACUAUUUGAGGAUAUGAGACUGAUGGGAGUAAGACCGAACCAGGUAACCUUUGUCGGUGUUUUAUCGGCAUGUGCUCAUGCCGGUAUGGUAAAUGAAGCACUUGGGUAUUUCGAGACGAUGCAAAAGGAUUUUAAGAUCAAGCCUGUUAUGGACCAUUAUUCAUGCUUAAUUGACAUGUUUGUGAGGUUGGGAUUAUUAAACGAAGCUUUUGUUGUGAUCAAGAAGAUGGAUUUUCCUCCCAAUGAGUAUAUAUGGUCUCUAUUGCUUGCAGGAUGCAAAAGAGAUGGCAAUACUGAAUUGGGUUUUUAUGUUGCUGAAAAGUUACUCGAACUGAAGCCGAAAAAUACCGAGACUUGUCUCUUGCUGUUGAAUAUGUACAAAUCCGCAGACAGAUGGGAAGAUGUUUCGAAAGUACAGGAACUGAUGAAAGAGAAGAGACUUAAAAAGUUAAUGGAUUGGAGCUGGAUUAGUAUUCAUGACAGGGUCUAUUCGUUCAAACCCGACGAGAGGCAAGCGUACGGAGCUGAGAUGUAUGACUACUUGGAUCAAUUACUUGAUAAAGCAAAGAGUCUUGUUGGAUAUCAAUCACUUGAAAGUUUUGAGUUACUUGAAGUAGAAGAAGAAGAGGGGAAAACAUUACCUUCAAAUGUUCAACAUAGUGAGAAAUUGGCUGUAGCAUUUGGGUUAUUGAACAUGCCUAAUGCUGCACCAAUACGAAUCAUUAAGAAUAUAAGCAUGUGCAGGGGUUGCCAUAAUUUUAUGAAGGCUAUUUCUUCACUUAAUGCAAGGGAAAUCAUCAUUAGGGAUAGCAAACGGCUCCAUAAAUUUGUGAACGGGCAGUGUUCUUGUGGGGAUUAUGGGGGUUUACUUUGAUGAGUUAGGGCAGCUUUUCAUCAUUUCAUUUUUUCCCCCCAGUGUACGAAGGUUGAAUUAAUGACAUUUCAUGCAAAUUCUUUUGUC
This is a messenger RNA of Gossypium raimondii (Peruvian cotton), 2471 nucleotides long. RefSeq names its product pentatricopeptide repeat-containing protein At2g22070. Gene Ontology annotation, molecular function: zinc ion binding; RNA binding; protein binding. Lineage: Eukaryota; Viridiplantae; Streptophyta; Magnoliopsida; Malvales; Malvaceae. The transcript has 2 exons. Bases 111 to 2384 code for a protein of 757 amino acids. The record is from RefSeq and is a predicted model, not a curated record. Gene Ontology annotation, biological process: RNA modification.